AUGUCUGACAAUAUAACACUCUUUUGCCUCGUUGAAGGUGACUCUAAAGAGGAUGUCUUUAAAGUUAUUGCUGGAAAAAAUGAUGAUAUUAUCGAUCUCAAAAAGAAAAUCAAGGAGGAGAGGCCUAUUGCAUUCUCUAAUAUUGAUGCAACCAAGAUCGUUCUGUGGAAAGUUAACAUUCCAAUCAAUGAAGGCACCAUGGAGAUUGAAAUUUUCAUCAAAGACAUACGAGAUAGAUUAAAGUUAUCAAAUCCAACUAAAAUAAUUAGUGAAGUAUUUACCGAGAAACUCACAAGGAGUUAUAUCCAUAUUAUUAUUGAACGACCCUCCGCUCUAGAAAAAAAGGAAGGCCACGGAGUAGUAGGAAAAAACAUUAUAGUUUGUAUUGCAAUUUCAUUCUCGCCAUUUUUGAAAUGUUUCCGCUUUACACUUAUAGUUCAAGAUGUUAGUGUCAAAAUUCUUGAUGCUUAUAAUAAACGACCUAAGGAGAUGCUCCCUAAGGUUAAUGAACUUGUUGACUUCUUUGAAAAGCCUCUUCCAGACCAUCUGAAGAUACCUAUCCUCCAACAUGAGUAUGAUUGCUUUUUGAAUCAAAGCUUGGAAAAUCCGUGCACCUCAGAAGACCUCAAUAUUUUAUUCCGGGUCAGCGAAACCGAGAGUGCCUAUAAAUUUAUUGCUAAGAUCCUUUGCGCGCCAAUUCUGAACAAUCCACCUCCACGAGAGGGAACCGAAGAUUCCUAUGUCUCGUUCUGGGAUGUCAACAUCAGAUUCCCUCUUGAGUUCCUUAUUUCUGAUGGAAUUUCCAUCCGAAACUCCUCUUAUAAUACGAGCACCUUUAGCAAACGGCCAGACUUUGGUUUUAUCCUCAAUAAUGUUUGUCCAUUUAGAGGGGAAGAAAAAUCGCUCAACAAUAAUGAAGAUCCGAAAUCUGAACUCCGGGACAAACUUUGUUGGGCCUAUGAUCCAGCUCCAUAUAUUUUAGGUUACUAUGCUAAAGGACCGGAUGUCACAUUUGUUGCCAUUUGCCAGCCUUUGCCUGACCGUAAUAUAGAUAUUGUUAACAUUGUGAAUUCGAACUUAAAUCAAAUGAGAGGUCGUAUCCUUAAUCUGCGACGAGUGAUUAAUCUAAGUAUUCUAAUCAAGUCUCUUCAAGAUAUGAUCGGAUGGCACGAAUCACCCGAAUUCCAACCUAUUUAUAGAGACAAAAAGAUCAUUAUAGUGUGGGCUACAAACGUUAAAAAAACCUUCACAGAUCAUACGGAAUCUGAUGGACGAGUUGAAAAGCUCAGGAAUGUUUACGACAUAUUGAGAAUAAAAGAAGUCCCAAAUGUUGAUUAUCUUCUCCAUGCUAAAAAUGAGACAGGUGUAGUGUAUCUUGGUCCGAAAGGAAUGAGUGUAAAGCCAAAGAAUCAGAAGGAGCUCCUUGAAGCUAUUGUCUGUAUUCUUGAGGCGCUUGUAGUUAUGCAUGAUGGUAACAAUCCUAUCUUCCAUCAAGAUAUCCGGUGGCCUAACGUUAUUCGACUACCAGGUGCAUCUAGUGAAUCGUCAAAAUGGAUUCUUAUAGAUUGGGAUGAAGCUGACAGACCUCCGACCCAACCGGCAACUCAUCUCGCAAAAGGAAAUCAUGCCCCAGAAGUAUUCCAAAAGAAUCACCUCGGAGAAGUUGAUAUUUGGAGUGUGGGAAAAUUAAUAACUGAAGCAAGUGAAUGGCUUAUUGACCUAUCACCAAAUAUUAUAGAAUUUGGGAAAGAAAUGCGAAGUAAUAAUAGGCCAGAUGCUCGGGAUGCUUUAGAAAAGAUUAGAUCUUUUAUGACUUAA
Molecule: messenger RNA, 1818 nt
Organism: Diversispora eburnea
Lineage: Eukaryota; Fungi; Glomeromycota; Glomeromycetes; Diversisporales; Diversisporaceae
Source: the annotation of a GenBank genome assembly